Messenger RNA from Acanthopagrus latus (yellowfin seabream), 2205 nucleotides. RefSeq names its product cytochrome P450 3A40-like. Gene Ontology annotation, molecular function: heme binding; steroid hydroxylase activity; oxidoreductase activity, acting on paired donors, with incorporation or reduction of molecular oxygen. NCBI's taxonomy places the organism in Eukaryota, Metazoa, Chordata, Actinopteri, Spariformes, Sparidae. The record is from RefSeq and is a predicted model, not a curated record. The coding region runs from base 265 to 1752 and encodes 495 amino acids. The transcript has 15 exons.
CGAGAGGACUUUGAACCAUUUAAUAAUCUGCAGAUCAACAAGGAACAGGCUCCUUCAGCCAUGGGAGUUGUGUGUCCAGCAGGUCGGGUGACAUGCAGUAGAUUAAAUAAAACUUACUGAAAAGAAAGACAAAUACAAAUCUCUACUUUAUGAGGAUAUGAAUUGUGUUACCACCUGCACUGAGCAGUGUUGAGCUUUGGCAUACUGCUGGGCAACGGCAACAGACUGUAAUCAGAAGCCCUUAAUGCCCAGCGCAAAGUCAAAAUGUUGUUUUCAGCAGCCACUUGGACUUUGCUGGCUGUCUUUUUCACCCUGUUGUUGCUGUACAGUGUUUGGCCAUUUAGGUUUUUCAAACAACUGGGAGUGCCUGGACCGAGACCAUGGCCUUUUUUUGGCACACUGCUCUACCUCAGAAAGGGAGUGAAUGCUUUUGACCGUGACUGCCAUGCCAAGUAUGGGGAUGUAUGGGGGUUGUUUGAUGGACGAUCAAAACUGUUAAUGGUGACAGACCCUGAGAUUAUUAAACAGGUGUUGGUGAAAGAGUGCUACUCUGUGUUUACCAACCGCAGGGAGAGUGUCAUGAUAGGAGAAUUGCAUGAUGCAGUUAUUUCAGUUAAAGAUGAAAAGUGGAAAAGAAUUCGGAGCACCUUAUCACCAUGCUUUACCAGUGGAAGACUGAAGCAGGUUUUUCCCAUCAUUGCUCGCUACGCGGACCAACUUGUAAAAACGCUUGAAAAGACAGAUCUGAGUCAACCCAUCGAUGUCAAACAAUUUGUGGGACCUUACAGUUUGGAUGUUGUGACCAGUGCGUCUUUCAGUGUUCAGGCAGACUCCAUAAACAAUCCUGACGACCCAAUUAUUGUACACAUUAAGAAAAUUCUCAACUUCAACUUUCUGUUUGUUUUUCUCCUGUUUAUGUUUCCGUUUGGUGUCCGUCUGAUGGAGCUCCUGAAAAUUGACAUAUUUCCCACAGCCAGUAUUAACUAUUUCUACAACAUCAUCAAGAGAUUCAAAGACCAGCAUCAUGCAGAUGAAUCUAUGCAUGGAGACUUCCUGCAGGUGAUGCUUCAAAAUGAGAUACCGGAAUCAGAGAUAAAGAGUGAACAAGAUCAGCCAAGUAAAGGUUUGACUGAGCACGAGAUUCUUUCCCAGGCUCUUAUAUUCAUCUUUGGUGGCUUUGAUACCACCAGUACCACUCUCGCUCUCGCCCUUUACAACCUGGCCAUCAACCCUGAGGUGUUGCAGACCUUGCAUAAAGAAAUCGACGCCAACUUUCCGAGAGAUGCUCCCAUCACAUACGAGGCUCUGAUGGGUCUAGAGUACCUGGACCAGGUUCUUAAUGAGUCUCAGCGUGUGUUGCCCACUGCCCCUCGGCUUGAGAGGCUGUGCAAAAAAACUAUUCAGAUCAACGGCCUCACCAUCCCUGAAGGAACCGCGGUUGGGAUUCCUGUGCACUUGUUGCACAAGGACCCGCGCUACUGGAGCUCACCUGAGCUUUUCAAACCAGAGAGGUUCAGUAAAGACAGCAGCGAGGAUGUGAACCCAUACGCCUACAUGCCGUUUGGGCUCGGCCCUCGUAACUGCAUCGGGAUGCGUUACGCCAUCCUCACCAUGAAGAUGGUCCUCGUCCGUCUCCUGCAGAGUUACACUGUGGAAACAUGCAAAGACACCAUGAUUCCGCUGGAGUUCAACUGGAGGUUUCAGCCAGUAAAGCCUGUAAAACUCAACUUUGUUCCCAGACUGCAACAGUAGUCCAAGAGAGGCAUCCAGGAAUCUACCUUGAUUCAGAAUUCAUGUUGAACUAAUUAUUGUGCAGUUGUUUCAGACAUUUAAAGCAAGUGUUCAUCCUACUGAAACUGUUGUUAACUCACUGCACCUUAAACACCUGAUUUUUCUUGCAAUGUCGAUGAAUCACAUGUGUUUUAUCCACACCAGUGCUUUUCUAUAAAUGAUCUUGAAUGUGUGAUUUUAUCGAAUCCUAGUUUGUGAAAUGUAAGAAAUCUUUUCUUUGUAUUGUAGUACGUUCUGCUGUUAAUGAAUGAUUCACCUCCAGUGUCUUUUGUUAAAAGAAAUGUAUUACAGAUUUGUGACAACAAAAAGGGACAAUCACUGCGGGAAAAUGCACAAUACCUGGAUCAUUCCUACAGGACUUCUUCACAACUAAAACAUGUUAGAGAAUGCACAAUAAAUUGAUUUGAACACCCA